Acanthochromis polyacanthus (spiny chromis) is the source of this 1904-nucleotide messenger RNA. RefSeq names its product heme-binding protein soul4 (gene soul4). The record is from RefSeq and is a predicted model, not a curated record. The transcript is spliced from 6 exons. The coding region runs from base 165 to 911 and encodes 248 amino acids. NCBI's taxonomy places the organism in Eukaryota, Metazoa, Chordata, Actinopteri, Pomacentridae.
UGAAGUCACAGGAUCUCAGACCGGAAGUAGUAGUAGAAGACGAAGAAGAAGAAGCCGAGCGGCCGCUGGAGUUGUUGUUGUUGUUGUUGUUGUUGUUGUUGUUGUUUUCACUGACGGACCGUUUUACACUCACCUGUCGAACAGGUGCGACCAGAGCCCGCGUCAUGGCUCUGAUCUCUCUGGAAGACCUCGAGGGAUUGGACGACGAGCAGCUGGACGAUGACAUCACCGACAACCCCGAGCCAAUGGAUGAAGAGGAGGGAGACCGGCUGCUGAGCCACUGGCAGGCCGUUGCCAGCGCCCACCAGGUGUCAGUUCCUGCAGAAAUGACUGGACCCAUACAGGAAAUGACACGCAACAGCACGCAGAGGGAGCCCCUCCCCUUCACCACCAUCUCCUGUCAUGAGAAGAUGGGGGAGGUUCUGUUCGAGGAGCGGGUCUACCCGGCGGGUCACUGGGCCUGUGUGACCCGAGGAGAGAAGCUGUAUGAGCAGAGCAUCUCCAUGGGCUUCAUGAAGCUGAUGCGCUUCAUCUGCAAGGAGAACUCUGCAGGUCGGUUCCUGGGAAUGACGGUUCCGGUCAUCAGCAACGUCCACAUGCUGGACGACGGAAACUCGUUCGAGAAGGACGUGGAGACGGCAUUCUACCUGCCGGCCGAGUUCCAGAACAACCCGCCGCAGUCCUCGGACUCUGAUGUCACCAUCGUCUACCGGGAGCCAAUUAGAGUCUUCGCCAGGACGUUCUUCGGAACGACCAAUGAGGAGACGGUGAGUCAUCAGAUCCACCUGCUGUGGGAGAUCCUCGGUCUCCGUGGCGACCUGCAUAGCGACCGCUACAUCGUCGCCGCCUACGAGAAUCCCGGUGUUCCGCGGCGCCGCAACGAGAUCUGGUUCAUCAGACGCGACCUGUAGGCUCCUCCCACCAUGCUCUGAUUGGCUGCUUAGUUCUGUCCACUCUCAUGGUUCCCACAGCUCUGGCUAAUCAGGUGACACUAAGCCCCACCCCUCUUAUUGUCUCACCUUCUGAUUGGCUGUGAUGUGUGACAGAGGGAUGCCUGAUUGGUCAGUUUUUCUUUUAAGUUUAGUGGCUGAAACUGAUAGAUCUGGUUAAUGAUUGAUCUAUCAGUCUGAGCUGUUCACUCUUUAUGCUAACAGCUAGCUGUACAGUCAUUAGCUCGUCAUGUUGCUGCAAGGACAGAACAAUGCAGCAACUCAACGUUCAUUCACAGAGGCGUUCUGAAUGGAGGCUCCGCCCAGGUGCUCUCUGUGAAUAAACGCUGAGUGCUCCUUUAAAUGAGUGUUUUAUUAUCAGCAUGUUUUUGAAUCAGAAAGUUUAGAGCCUGUUUGUGCAGCACUGAGCAUGUGCAGACUGGAGUCUUGUCUUUCCUCCUCAGCCAAUAGGAAGCCUCCUCGUUCCUGAAAUAGUUUUUAAAAUAUUCGGCUCCAGAAUGUUUGUCUGAAAUUAAAACAGAACCAGACUCUACUGGUGGAUGCAGUCUGAACCCGCUUCCUUUAACUGAUUAAUAAUGUGUUGCUGUCAACGCUGUUGCUAGGCAACAUGAUUAUUAAUCAGGUAUUACUCAAUCUGAAGGAUCAUCUGAUGGCCAGCAAGGGGCGCUGUGAGGAAUAAACAGAUACGCUUUCUGAACUUCCUGAUGGUUUUGGUGUGAAAUCGACCAAACAGCUUCUAAUCGUUCUACUGUGUUCUCCUCUGUAAAAACAAUACAUCUGAUCUACACAUUCUAACUUCCUGUGAAUGUUCUGUGCUCAGACAGUUUGUUUUUUUUAUAUUUCUAGUUGUUCCAGUGUUUCUCUUUAUUUACGGUUUAAAUCUCACUUUAUAAUUUUAUUGGUUGGGUGUUGAAUAAACCUGGAUUAAACUUUAAUAAAACCUGAAUAAAACCA